Messenger RNA from Cantharellus anzutake, 522 nucleotides. RefSeq lists its product as uncharacterized. The transcript has 2 exons. The coding region runs from base 1 to 522 and encodes 173 amino acids. The record is from RefSeq and is a predicted model, not a curated record. NCBI's taxonomy places the organism in Eukaryota, Fungi, Basidiomycota, Agaricomycetes, Cantharellales, Hydnaceae.
AUGGGGGCACUGGGUGAGGGUAGUGGGAUCGGGUGGGGUCAGACUGGGUGGAGUGGGGUCAGGUGGGCGUGCCCUGACAGAGAAUUCAAUCUUUCCCAAUCUAGCCUGACCAGCAGCCCACUCUGCCUGCUCCUCAACAAUAUCCAGCAUGAUGAUCCUGAGCUUGCUGCUGCAAUCACCUCACCACACAAGUGUCCCCACAAUCCUAACAUGGUUUUCCCUGAAAAAGAGUUUACAGACACCCCAGAAGAUGAUGCUGAUAUCUCCCUUGAAGAUGUUUUUGAGCAUUUGGAUGGUGAUGUAGUCCCUGAAGGUCUUACCACUGAGCCGAAUGGUGGUUUGCAAUUGGCAUCAACUUUGGCUGAAGGAGUUGGAGCGAUGAAGACCUUGGCAAGACUUCCCCUCUUUCAAACUCCACAGAGGAAUUUGGCUGAGGAAAAUGUGUCAGACAUGCAUGCAAUCUGGAGGAGAAGAUGGCGAUUUUUUACCUUUGAUUAUUAUCCUUUUUUGGAAAACAUUUGA